AUGAGUGGAUUAUUAAAGCUCUCGUCUCUUCUCUCGGGACAACCCGCUAGAGUUCUGAAUAAACUGGGAUUGCCGGUGGUGUCGAACCGAAGCUUCCAUCACACACCAAACGGCAAUGCGAAAUCAUCGGACGCUAUCUCCAAGCAGUACCCAGUAGUGGACCACUCUUAUGACGCCGUGGUAGUGGGAGCGGGAGGCGCUGGCCUAAGAGCGGCUUACGGUCUGGUAGCAGAAGGAUUUAAAACAGCAGUUAUCACUAAAUUGUUCCCUACAAGAUCCCACACUGUCGCGGCCCAGGGUGGAAUCAAUGCAGCUCUGGGUAACAUGGAAGAAGACAACUGGCAGUGGCAUAUGUACGACACUGUCAAAGGGUCAGAUUGGCUUGGAGAUCAAGAUGCCAUCCACUAUAUGACCCGCGAGGCCCCCAAAGCUGUAAUUGAGUUGGAGAACUGCGGAAUGCCUUUUAGCCGAACCCAAGAUGGAAAAAUAUAUCAACGUGCAUUUGGAGGUCAAUCUUUAAAAUUCGGAAAAGGCGGUCAAGCUCACCGAUGCUGCUGUGUAGCGGACAGAACAGGGCAUUCCUUGCUUCACACUCUCUACGGUCAAUCAUUGAGCUACGACUGCAACUACUUUGUCGAGUACUUCGCCCUAGAUUUAUUAAUGGAAGGCGGAGAAUGUCGUGGAGUGAUCGCAUUGUGCCUCGAAGACGGUACUAUCCACCGGUUCCAUGCCAAGAACACAGUCUUGGCGACUGGAGGCUACGGCCGAGCUUACUUCUCGUGUACGUCGGCUCACACUUGUACCGGAGACGGCACUGCGAUGGUCACCCGGGCUGGUCUGCCAAACCAAGACCUAGAAUUUAUACAGUUCCACCCCACAGGAAUUUACGGUGCAGGAUGUCUGAUCACCGAGGGAAGUCGAGGAGAGGGUGGUUACCUGGUAAACAGCGAGGGCGAGCGGUUCAUGGAGCGAUACGCCCCAGUAGCCAAAGACUUGGCCUCGCGAGACGUAGUUUCGAGAUCUAUGACCAUCGAAAUACGCGAGGGACGUGGAGUAGGUCCUGAGAAGGACCACAUUUUCUUGCAAUUGCACCACUUACCCCCAGAGCAGCUCGCAGCCAGGCUUCCGGGUAUCUCCGAAACCGCGAUGAUCUUCGCGGGAGUUGACGUUACUCGUGAGCCCAUCCCCGUGCUGCCCACGGUGCACUACAACAUGGGUGGAGUUCCUACUAAUUACAAAGGUCAGGUUCUGACGACCAAGAACGGCGAAGACGCGGUCGUUCCUGGGCUUUACGCCUGCGGAGAAUCUGCUUCUGCGUCUGUACACGGUGCUAAUCGGCUAGGUGCUAAUUCUCUGCUAGAUUUGGUAGUUUUUGGACGCGCCUGCGCAAUUACCAUCUCCCAGGAGAACAAACCUGGUGAAAAAGUCGGAUCACUUAGUCCGAAUGCUGGAGAAGCGUCAAUCGCAAACUUGGAUCAUGUUAGACACGCAAGUGGGUCUAUCUCGACAGCGACUCUGAGAUUACAGAUGCAAAAAGCUAUGCAAACUCAUGCUGCUGUUUUCAGAGAAGAAAAAACUCUUAAAGAUGGAUGCCGCAAGAUGUCUGACAUCUACAAAAAAUUAGACGACCUUCAAAUAAGCGACCGAUCACUUAUUUGGAACUCUGACUUGAUUGAGACCUUGGAGCUUCAGAAUCUUAUGUUGAACGCCAUGCAAACUAUUUAUGCGGCUGAAAACAGAAAGGAAAGUCGUGGAGCUCACGCAAGAGAAGACUACAAGGAUAGGAUUGAUGAGUAUGAUUACAGCAAGCCUUUGGAAGGCCAACAACCUAAACCUAUGGACCAACACUGGAGAAAGCACACGCUGACGAACAUGGAUCCCAAAUCUGGAAAGGUAUCCAUCGACUAUCGGCCAGUGAUUGACUCGACUUUGAACAGUCAGGAAUGUGCAUCGGUACCUCCUGCAAUUAGAUCGUACUAG
Cotesia congregata is the source of this 1980-nucleotide messenger RNA. The record is from the annotation of a GenBank genome assembly. Lineage: Eukaryota; Metazoa; Arthropoda; Insecta; Hymenoptera; Braconidae.